CAAAGACGGGUCAACUUCCGGGAAACAACAGAGGAAUUGUGGAUCACGUGUGUUACGCCAUCAGAAGUUGUCGUUGCGUACUUCUAAAACACAAAUGAAAAAGAAAAGAGUUGAUAAUGGGGAAGCUUUGAUGAUGAUUCAUGACAACAAUUGGUUUGAAAAUGUUUUUGCUUCCAAGAAUGAUUUUAAGAGGAGAUAUUAUUCCCAAAGCUGGUGAUGAAGGUACUAGAGUGGUUGUUGGUGGAAGUGUGAAUCUUUGCAGAAUAAAGAGGACAUGUGAGUAUAGUGAAUUGUUAAGAGAGAUUCGAGAUAUCAAGGUGACACAAGCAGCUCAAGCAAUAAUAAUGAAGAAAAUAGUUGGAAUAAAUGAAAAUCGUAAUAGUGUUGAGGAUGUGACAAAGGAUGGAUUGGAGAAAGAGGUAAUAAAAGACAGCGUGGAGCGCAACAUGGGAAAGGAUGUGGAUGCUCUUAAGUUAAAACCUUGUGCCGAUGAGGAUUUGGAGGUCGACAAUGCUAAGGAACCCAACAAUGGUGCACCAACCUUCAAAAUAAUGACACCCACGAAGCACAAAGCGGCUUGUAGUGAAUCUUUGAUGGCGGAUCAUGAGAUGCUCGAUGGUAGAAGGACCCUGCCGAUUCCAUUUACUAACACUCAACACUCUGUCAGAGGGUGUGCAAUAAUGGACUUCGGAACAUUUGUGGUUAGCAUAACAGUGAUGAAGGAGGUCAGAUAUAAUUGUGGGAUGUUUGUGUUGAAUUUUGCUGAGUUUUUAAUGAUGAACAAAGAUGUAGCUGAGGUCAAGAAGAGAGAUAUGCAGGCAUAUCGGGUGAAGAUGACCACACAAUUACUUACUUAUAGGGGUAGAAGUGAUGAAUAGCGUGGUUGUUGUUUACGUUUUGUCUACAUUUCUAUGUUUUGGAUGUUUAGAGUAAUAGUUAUGGAGCAUCCACUUUGUGUUUUGAUCAGGUUUUAGAAUGGUUUUUCCUUGUUGUUGAUUGGAGUUAUAACUUUGGAUUUGACUUUUGGGAUGGUGGUUUUUUUGGUGUGAAUGCCAGUUGUAUGAAAUUAUGAUUAAUAAAGUUGGUAGUGUUUG
Cuscuta campestris is the source of this 1094-nucleotide messenger RNA. Lineage: Eukaryota; Viridiplantae; Streptophyta; Magnoliopsida; Solanales; Convolvulaceae. The record is from the annotation of a GenBank genome assembly.